GAGUUCAUCUUUAAUGGAAAAACUUAUUCGAGGGCUAUCCAGAAGCCAUCUGAGAAGUACUCGUCAGUGUUGUUCAGACCUCUUGUUUCAUUUGACGGAUUCGUGUCGAGUGGAUAUUCAUAAUAAAUUCACUGAUGUGGGUUCUUCUUCUAUGUGCCUAAUACAAUUGUUCUAUACGAGUUUUUUCUGUAAUGUUUUUACUAUUAUCGACCAAUUCACGUCUUUAAUUAUGAUAGUGAUUUUAUAAGAAUAUUUUUAAUACAUGGAAAUACAAUUUAACUACUACAAAUAGAGUGUAUUGGUUUAUCAAAUAAAUAAAACUUUGAUCAAUAGAUAUGUAUAUGGUAUCCGAUUACUGUUUUCGGGUGCAAAUUUGAUAUUUAAGAGUAUUAACACUAUUUUACUAAAUAACAUCUGAUAUGAGAUAGUGAAAGUGUAUAUAAUUUGGGCUUUAAUUUUAUAAUAUUUAAUUAAAAAUUAUGUAAAGCUGUGUAUAAAUUUAUUGGAUACACAAAUUUGUGUGAAGGAAUUGCAUUUAAUAAUGGACAUUCUGGAAUCUGAGACAUCAGAAAAUGCCUUGACUACGAAAUAUAUAAAGCUUUAUGUAUAUCGCGCAUGCAAUAAUCAUUAAUAAAGACAUUACCAAGCUGAUCAGAAUUGAAUGCAGAAUAAACCAAAAUAGUUCAUAUUGACAACGUGCCCAGGGUUAUUCAUGGCGUCAAGUUGGUUAUGAACUCAUCUUCAAAGAUAUUAUCUUCAGGGGAAAUAACCCAUCAACAUGAGCUGGAACAACAUUUAUUGAAGCACACUAUUUCUUCGGGGCUUUCCCCACUCCCCAAUUCGGCGCCUACAACUACGUUGAUUCACCAGCAUAAUUUUUCUAAUAUUCAUCAUAUGCAAAGUUUGCCAAAUCAACAAUCUAGCGUCAUAUUUAACAGCACGCAUUCCACGCCAUUUAGCGUAACAGAUAUUUUAAGUCCAAUUGAGGACUCAUAUCGGAAGCUGGAGUUGAAUUGCAGUCCACCGUCACCCUUUAGAACAAAUUCCAGCGAAAGUAGUAUCACUUCACCUAAUACAUUAGGAUCUUCAACAAUGGCAAAUCCCUAUGCGAUGGGUUCACUAUAUCACAGUCCAGGAGUCCAAAGUUAUUGCGGGCCAGCAGAUAAUCUUUCAUUAGCAGGACAUUAUUCUGAUAUGAGAAGUUCUGCGUCUUGGUAUGGAUCUACAACGAAUGAUCCCAGAUUUGCCAUUACCAGAUUAAUGGGGGGGUCAGCGACUACUUCAAUGGGACAUAUGGCCAAUAUGGGUAGCCUAGCCACAUGUAAUGUAACUGAUUCAAAGCCAUUACAAUUCCCUUUGACACAGCGGAGGAAACGGAGAGUAUUAUUUACCCAAGCUCAGGUGUACGAAUUAGAGAGACGCUUUAAGCAGCAAAGGUACCUAUCCGCACCAGAAAGAGAACAUUUAGCCAGUCUCAUACAUUUGACACCAACUCAGGUUAAAAUAUGGUUUCAAAAUCACAGGUAUAAAUGCAAGCGUCAAGCAAAGGAAAAGGCGAUGGCAGAACAAAGCCAACAAAAUCAGACUUCCAGUUCACCGAGACGUGUAGCAGUACCAGUUCUCGUAAAGGAUGGUAAGCCAUGUUCGGGUAACAGCAGUACACCACUGUCUCAACAAGCUGGUACGGCUAGUAAUACAAGUAAUACUAGUAAUAACAACACUAAUAUUAAUGAGAAUAUCAGUACCACGGAAGUGAAUAACAGCAUAACUGGUGGUUUAAACCUUAUAACGGGUGAAACUACUAACUCCCAUUCACCAGAUACAUCCAAUUCCCUUAUUGCAAGCUAUAAUGGAACGAUUGGAAGCCACAAUCAAAUUCAACAGCAAUCAUGCAAUAAUUCUAUAAUGUCAAACAGUUUAGCCAUGGCAUAUCGCAAUCAAAAUAAUUUUAUUUCAAACGGGCAUCAGCAGCAGUGUACGGGUUACUUACCUCUCCAAGGUAGAGCGUGGUAAAAAUCGAAAAAAUUAAGUAAAUCAAUAAAUAGUUUACGAACAAAAAAAGCAAAAUAUAAGUAAACUCCACAUACAAAAGAGGUGUCUACUAAAUUCACAUUAGGAUGAAUGUAAAUUUUAUCGCAGUCGCAUUUAACACUGAUAAAUUAAUGAUUUUUUGUAAAUGUUACGCAACUAGCAUAUUUAUGCAAAUAAACAUCAGUUUUAUAGAUAAAUGGUACUAGCUUGUAUAAAUCAAUAUGAUAAAUAGUUUUUCUACUCUCAUGUGUUUAAUAAAGCUUAAAAGGCAAAAGUACGUACAUGUGUACAUACCUAUACAUGUACAUAUAGUACAAGUAAACAUUAAAUUGGUCCCAAAAAACCCAUUAAUUCUUUUCAUUAGAUAUUUACCGUGAAAAUAUCGCGUGAAACGACCAUAAAAAUGCAAUUUGAACUCUUAAUAUUGAUAGUAAUACGAGUAGAUGGUGCAUUAUAAUUUGCGAUGGUGCAUAUUAAUAUGUAUCACAGGAAUAUUUUCUUGCUUUUUCGGAAUGUUUGAUGUAUUUGAAAGUAAAAACUUAUUAUUGUAGAGAGUAUUCUAAAUAAAAAUUUAACUACGUCGACUUCUUCAAAAGUUAAAAUCAAAAUCCAACCUUAAAUUGUAGAAGAAAACUUUUCACAUUAAUUCUCAGUAAUGAUAGUCAAAUUCAUAAAAUAGAUUUUCAUCACGAGUUUUCAUGCUUUUAUUCGAUAAAUUCAUAACUUUUUCGUUUAGCAUACUCUGUUAUUACAACCUAAUAAAAUUUCUAAUGUUUCUUAUACUUCCAAUUUUGUGACUAUAUAAUGUCUUUUUAUCGCUAUUUUUCAGUUGUGCUAAAAGAUAAAAAUCUAUGUACAUACAUACAUAUAUAUUUAUCGAAUGGAAAUAUUUUGGUUAUCUUUUUAUAGAUCGUUAACAAGAAUAAGCAUUUUUGUGAUCUUUUCGGAAGAUAUUUUCAAGGUAACUAAGGAAACAAUAGUAAUAAAGUUUUUUUUGCCCAUCCUAAGGAGUAUGAGUUCAAACAAGUAAGAGAAAGCUGAUUGCAAUCAAAACCAAACACUAGCAAUAGUGCAACACUGUAAAAUGCAUAUAAUAACACAUGUGUAAAAUAAUGA
Messenger RNA from Bactrocera dorsalis (oriental fruit fly), 3147 nucleotides. RefSeq names its product homeobox protein Nkx-2.1 (gene scro). The coding region runs from base 730 to 2013 and encodes 427 amino acids. Gene Ontology annotation, cellular component: nucleus. NCBI's taxonomy places the organism in Eukaryota, Metazoa, Arthropoda, Insecta, Diptera, Tephritidae. The transcript has 7 exons. Gene Ontology annotation, molecular function: DNA-binding transcription factor activity, RNA polymerase II-specific; RNA polymerase II cis-regulatory region sequence-specific DNA binding. Gene Ontology annotation, biological process: cell differentiation; regulation of transcription by RNA polymerase II. The record is from RefSeq and is a predicted model, not a curated record.